CAAGUCACUCCAUAACCACAGUGGAGGUCGAGCAGCACUUCGAGAGGCGCUCCUUUGCCAUCCCAGGACCACGUGCCGCACAGCGUCUGCUAAACUCGAGGCCAUAUUCAUCAAGCGGGACGGACAACACAGGAAGCACACACAGCGCAGACCGAACCAUGGACAACACCUACAUGGAGCACGUGCACACCUGGGCUGACGAGGGUAGCCAACCUGUGGGAAGAAGUGGUCACCGAAUUCACUGCACGGAUUCCUUCAUGUAUAGUGUGGGAGGUUACAACCCCAACCAUGGCCCGCUAAGAGAGGUGUGGCGGCUCAACCUGUCAACGGGGCGGUGGGAACAGCUGUCCUGUCCCGCCACUACCCCAGAGACCAGCAUCUCCCACAGCCUCGCUAGCCACCACGGAGACCUGCUCAUGACGGGCGGCACCUCCUAUCCCUUCGGCAGCAUCCUGACCAGCGAAGUGUUGGCAUGUGACCAGCAGACCGGAGAGUGGCGCGCCCUACACACCUCAGGCCCUGCGCCCACACCACUCUACGGCCAGGCUGUGCGCAGGGCAGGAGAUUACAUGUACGUAGUGGGCGGCACCUCUGGCUUCCACUUCUCCCUCCAAGCCCACGCACUGCACUUGCCCUCCCUCACUUGGACCCGCCUGGCUGACAACGACGCCCCCAACAAGAAUGACGAACCUCUGGGACGGUACCGGGCUGAGAUCGGGGUGGCGGCCGGGCGUGUGGUGGUGGUCGGGGGCGCCUCCGCCUUCACUAUCUUCCCGCUGGACCAGCUGCCUGUGCUCAACGUGAACUCCGGAAAGUGGGAGGUGCAGUGGACGAAGCCUGAUCCCGUGAUGCAAGCGUGCCCGAGUCCCCGCCGCUGCCACGCCGCCGUGCAGAGGGACAACGAGCUAUACGUACUGGGUGGCACUGACGGCGAGGAAGUGUUCAGCGACAUGUGGCGCCUCAACCUGGUCUCCCUCGCCUGGACCAAACUCUCCCUCACGCUGCCCACGCCUCUCUACUUCCACGACGCUGCUCUCACCAAGAACGGAUGUAUUUAUGUAUAUGGCGGCCUGGACAGUGUGGGCAGCGAACAGCGCUCCGAGGCAGUAUUUCGAGCACAGCUGGAGGCGCCGCCCCUGCUGGAAGCUGCGUGGGGAGCCUUCACCAGCCACUGCCCAAACCUUCUCUCCACCGAUCACGGCUACACCAACAACGACUUGGUGGCGGCGGGCGUCCCAAGAAGCAUGGUGAAGCGACUAGCACGACUGUCCAAGAAGACUAAAGACCACUGAUGCAUUACUUCCUAAUUUCAUGAGAGAGAGAGAGAGAGAGAGAGAGAGAGAGAGAGAGAGAGAGAGAGAGAGAGAGAGAGAGAAAUGAGUCAUGUGGUAACAUUGCGGACACUGCUUGUAACUGUCCCCUGGCCUCUGUCUGGCAGUGUAAGGCAUCCCAUCACUCAAUUAAUGAUACAAAGGCUGUAGUUUCCUGCAGGCGAGUGGCGUCAUGGAUUCCUGAUCUGAGCAACACUAAUACUCGUUCGUGUUGAUCUCUAGCGUGACGAUGUGUCAGGGCUCACCCAGACAGGCGCUCCAGAGCAAGGCACAUCCUGCAUUUAAGUCAUGUCAGUGUCCAACGCAUGCACUGUCACAUUGCAGGGGGACACGCACGAGUAUGCAAGAGUAAAAGUACGCAGGCCAGCAUGUUAUGCUUUACCAUUUACUGCUUUCAUGUUACAUAUUUUAAUAAAAUACAAUACUUUUU
Molecule: messenger RNA, 1761 nt
Organism: Portunus trituberculatus (swimming crab)
Lineage: Eukaryota; Metazoa; Arthropoda; Malacostraca; Decapoda; Portunidae
Product: kelch domain-containing protein 10-like
Exons: 9
Coding region: 159-1292 (377 amino acids)
Biological process (GO): positive regulation of stress-activated MAPK cascade
Molecular function (GO): protein binding
Source: RefSeq, a predicted model, not a curated record